GACGUAUUUAAGGGCUGCUCUGUAUUCCGUCUCCCUUCCCUUCCCUUCAAAGCACAUCAAGAAGAAGUCUUCCCUACGCUCGCCUUCUCCUCUUAUACCUUCCUCUUCACAUCACAUACAACACAACAACCCACUCUCACCAACCAACAUCACUCAAAAUGAAGGUCACUUCCCUCCUCUCCACCGUCCUCCUCUGCUCCUCCGCCGCCGUCCUCGCGGCUCCCACCCCCUUCCUCCCCAUCGGCGGGCUUGCCGUUCGCGCCAACAAUGAAGCGGCCAAGCAGGUUGAGGCAGCGACCGGCGUGAAGCAGGCGGCCGCGGAAGUCAAGGUUGAGAACAACAAGCAGGCGGAAGUCAAGGUUGAGAACAAGAAGCAAGGCGAAGUCAAGGUUGAGGGCAACAACAACAAGGUUGAGGCUGCGACUGCGACGGCCACUGCGACGGCCACUGCGACUGCGACUGGCGAGGCAGCUGCGACCGCGACGGCAACAGCGACACAAGCUGCAGGCAAUGCCAACGCGAACGUCGACACCGCGGCGAUCCAAGCCGAUCUUACGGCGGUGCAGACGGCGUUCCAGAAGCUCGUCACCGACCUCGCGGGCGUCGUCGGUGGUGGUCAAGCGGCGGCUGGUAACCAGAACGCGAACAACCAAGGGAAUAACAACGAGAACAAGGGAAACCAGAACGUCAACAAUGGCAAGAACGAGAACAACAACAAGGGAAACCAAAACAAGGCGGCGAACGGAAACAAGGGCAAAGGAAACGGUCGCGCCAAACUGAACCAGAAAAAGGCUGCCGGUAAAGCCAAAGCCAACGCCAACAAAGGAAAGGGUCGCGGCCAAGCGAACAAGAACAAGAACAACCAGAACAAAAACCAAAACACCGCGACCGCAGCAGCAACUACAGCCGCCGCUGAAGCCACCGCAGCAGCGUCCACCACCGCAGCCGCCGAAGCAACCGCCACCCCCGUCGUCGCUGCACCCGAAGCAGGCGGCGCUGCUAAAACCGAAGCGACGAAAGUAGCCGAGACCGCCGCUCAAACGCAGCAGAAGGCCGUCAAAGCUAUCAACGGCGUCCUAGGCCUGUAGAUUUAGACCCCACUGAGACGGAUUGGGGAAUGUAGUUUUCUUUCUAUGUACAUUUUUUGUGAACAUCCUACACCACCCACAACCUUGCACAUACAUACACGGACGGUUUGUUCCCCCACCUUUGUAUAUAAAAUUCACCCUGGCGGGAAAGGAAGUUUUGAGUGAGAAUGAAUACUUUUUUGCAGUGCGCAAACAUACUGUCUUGUCUUUGUUUUGUUUCGUUCUCUGGAUGGAUGUGGUUAGGCUGGUGCGAUUGAGAAAAUGUCGGACU
This is a messenger RNA of Fimicolochytrium jonesii, 1359 nucleotides long. RefSeq lists its product as uncharacterized. The transcript has a single exon. Lineage: Eukaryota; Fungi; Chytridiomycota; Chytridiomycetes; Spizellomycetales; Powellomycetaceae. Bases 159 to 1088 code for a protein of 309 amino acids. The record is from RefSeq and is a predicted model, not a curated record.